Papilio xuthus (Asian swallowtail) is the source of this 1892-nucleotide messenger RNA. RefSeq names its product UDP-galactose transporter (gene Ugalt). Gene Ontology annotation, cellular component: Golgi membrane. The record is from RefSeq and is a predicted model, not a curated record. Gene Ontology annotation, molecular function: pyrimidine nucleotide-sugar transmembrane transporter activity. The transcript has 5 exons. The coding region runs from base 274 to 1398 and encodes 374 amino acids. Gene Ontology annotation, biological process: pyrimidine nucleotide-sugar transmembrane transport. Lineage: Eukaryota; Metazoa; Arthropoda; Insecta; Lepidoptera; Papilionidae.
AGCGAAUUCUAGUCGUGUUAUUUCUAUACGUAUUAUAUUGCUUUUCGCGUUCAUCUUUCUAUUCUGUCUACGUCGACAACUUUUAAAAAUAUUCUAAAUCGUGAAUUUUUUUGCAAUGUAUAUUUAAAACAUUUAAAGUUCUCUAAAUUUUAUUAUUUUAUACAUUGUAAUGUUGGCGCAGGUGUAUAAAUUAUAAACCAAAAUAUGAAAUUUAUUGCUCGAUCACUGCAGUUUUUAUUUGAAUUUAUUUGAUAUAAAAUAAUAUUAGUUCCUAUGAAGUCAACAGAAAAAGACGGACAGGAACUCGAAGAAAUUGGCGAUAUCCGAGUAGAUGAAGCACUUGCCCCAGACACACAACAUAAUUCUGAAAACAUGGAUGGAGACGCGAAAAAAACGCAAAUUUAUACAAGUAAUAACAGAUUAAGGCACGGUAAUGCGGGGUACCUCAAGUAUGUAAGCUUGGUUGUACUCACCAUACAGAAUGCUGCGCUUGGUCUCAGCAUGAGAUAUGCACGUACAAGGGAUGUAGUCAUGUUUUCAUCUGCAGCAGCUGUUUUCAUGGCAGAGAUUGUCAAAUUAUUAAUAUGCAUUUUACUUGUGAUGAAAGAAUCAGGAAAUGUAGUAAAAGGUUUCCAUACCAUGUAUGCAACUGUUGUAUUGAAUAUUAAAGAUACAUUGCGAGUUUGUGUGCCAUCAUUUUUAUAUGUAAUCCAGAAUAAUUUGCUCUAUGUUUCUGCUUCUAAUUUGGAUGCUGCUACAUAUCAGGUUACAUACCAGUUGAAAUUACUUACAACAGCAUUCUUUGCUGUGAUUGUUUUAAAAAGAAAACUGAAGAGAUGGCAGUGGUGCGCACUCGGGUUACUGGCGGGUGGAGUGGCGCUAGUGCAGCUGUCGUCAGCCGCGAAGGAAACAAAACCAACAGCUAAUGUGCAAGAUCAAUCUAAAGUGAUUGGGUUUAGCGCCGCCUUAGCAGCCUGCUUUAUAUCAGGAUUUGCUGGAAUUUACUUUGAAAAAGUGCUAAAAGAGUCUGAUAUAUCUGUUUGGAUGCGGAAUGUGCAGCUAAGUUUAUUAUCGUUGCCAUUUGCUGCAAUCACAUAUCUGAUAAAAGAUCCUGCAAAGGAUUUAUUAAAAGGAUUCGAUGGUUUCGUUUGGUAUUUAGUUAUAUUGCAAGCGGCUGGCGGUUUGAUCGUGGCCGUUGUGGUCAAAUAUGCAGAUAACAUACUGAAGGGUUUUGCAACAUCCGUCGCCAUUGUCAUAUCAUGUGUUGCCUCAAUGUAUAUAUUUGACUUCCAUUUGACUGUACAAUUUGCUUUAGGCACAGUAUUGGUGAUAGGCUCGAUAUUUUUGUAUGGAUAUGUUCCUAAAAAGAAAGAACCUCGUACAUCUUUAAGUGUAUGACAUUAUUUUUGUACCGAAAUCGUAUUAUUUUAUCGAUAUAUCUGUAAAUAUAGUUUUGUCAGCUAGUACUAAAUUGUACUUAAUUUUUUUCCAUUUUUUUAAUUUUAUAAUGAAUUAGAAUUACUAUAACACUGUUGAAUCUAACGAUUGCAGCUACGCUAGUUUCGAGAGCAAUAAUUUAUGUCCUUUUAUUAUUAUAAGAAAAACAAAGUUCUAGAGGAAGAGUGAAAAAAAUACCUACAAAUAUGAUUGGACCAGAACAUCUAGUAAUUCUAGUAUAUUCAGAUCCAACAAGACAUCUGCCAAUAUAAUUAAGAUAUUGGAAGUAAUAAUGAUAUUAUUUUUACAACGAAGUUUAUAAGGUACUGAUAUAUUUUAAAAUAUUUGUGUUUUAUUGUAAAUGUGAAUAAAAUCGACUUUUAUACAAUUUUUAAUUAUUAGUAUAGAAAUAUUGCCUUUAUUUUAAGAUACAUAAUAAUUCAAAAUAAAUUUUU